AGCCGGCGUACCCAGCACCCGCACAGCCGGCCUACCCAGCACCCGCACAACCAGGCUACCCAGCACCCGCACAGCCGGCCUACCCAGCACCCGCACAGCCGGCCUACCCAGCACCCGCACAACCAGGCUACCCAGCACCCGCACAACCAGGCUACCCAGCACCCGCACAACCAGGCUACCCAGCACCCGCACAGCCGGCCUACCCAGCACCCGCACAACCAGGCUACCCAGCACCUGCUCAGCCAGGCUACGCCAUGCAGCAGCAGCAGCAGCAGCCGGCAUUCUACCCGGAAGUCCCCAAGUAAGGCCGCUGUGUAG
Molecule: messenger RNA, 318 nt
Organism: Volvox carteri f. nagariensis
Lineage: Eukaryota; Viridiplantae; Chlorophyta; Chlorophyceae; Chlamydomonadales; Volvocaceae
Exons: 1
Source: RefSeq, a predicted model, not a curated record